UGAACAGCUGACAGAGAUGCUGAUGCAAAUAGUUGGGUAGUAAUUGACAGCAGUAGCCAAAUUCUUAGAGUGUGACCGCGAGCCUGCAAGUACCACAGUGUGGUACUUGAUAAACUCCUGCCAGCUUCUCUCAACUGAGGGCAAAUCAGAGAAGACGUUCAACUUUUAAGUUUAUGAAUCUCUGGCUUCUGACCAGGAUACUCUGGGCUUUUAACUUUGAGCUGUAAAAAUAUGCACAGAAAGCUCUGAAGAGGAAAACUGGUCUUUGAAUCACCUGCUUCCUCCAGAAUGGUGGUUUCUGUUGUCCGUGUUACAGUUCUAUUGAUGGAGAGUGGGCAGCUGCCUGCAGUUGGAGGGCUGAAUCAGGUCCUCUGAGCUGCUCCAGGGCCGCCUCCUUCCAGCUGGGCCAUCUUACCUGGACUGUCUAGGGUGGCAGGCUGUCCAAAGCUCCAGUGGAGAAGGAGGCCCUAUAGAUGGGAGGCUGGCAGUGUGAGGUGGAGGCCAUGCUCCCUCUGCGGGAGGACAGCCGGGAAGAGGGCAUCUGCCCCAUCUGCCAGGAGUGCCUGAAGGAGGCGGUGCGCACUGACUGCAGACACCUCUUCUGUCGAGCAUGCCUGGCCCAGCACCUGGAGAAGGCCUCAGCCUCCGGGGUCCUCAGCUGCCCCCUCUGCCGGAAGCCCUGUUCCGAGGGGGUCCUGGGGGCUGGCUAUACCUGCGACAGCCACCAGAAGAAGGUGUGCUGGUUCUGUGAGGAGAGCAGAUGUCUUCUGUGUGUGGAAUGCCGGGUGUCCCCUGAACACAAGUCUCACUGUGAACUGGCCAUUGAAAAUGCCAUCAGCCACUACAAGGAACGACUCAACCGCAGGAUCAGGAAGCUCAGAAAGGACAUCUGCGAGCUCCAGCGGCUCAGGGCUCAGGAGGAGGAGAGACUGCAGGCUAUGCAGUUUCAGGCAGACUGUAGGACCCACAGGCUGGAGGCUGAACUGGAGCGUCAAGACCGAGCCAGGAGACAGCUGGAUGCCCUCCCUCAGCAGCGGCCAGGCCAGCUGGAGGACAUGCCAGCAGAGGUGUCCAGAAUCCCUGGCAUCUCCAGGGCAAUGAUUCAACUCAGCAGCCUGGUCACUGAACUGGAGGGGAUGGCAAAGAAACUGGAUGCCAGCCUGCUGAAGGACGCCAGUGACUUAUUGAACAGGAGUGCUCCAGAGCAGUUAGAGGUUAUUUAUCCCAACUUAGAGAAAAGAAUCAAUGAAUCACUUAACCAGUCAUCCUCAGCAGCUCUGACCAGUUCAUCCCUGGACCAGCUCCUCUCAGACUCACCUCAACCUCCUGGCUCUCCUUCCCCCAACCUGUCCAGCCUCCCACUAGGUCUGCCCAGUGCACCCUCAGGCCUGCCACCUCCUGAACAUGCCACAGCUGUGAUCAGAUGCCUGACCCUCUGAUACCUGGACAAUAGUCACAGCCUCUCUCCUGAACCAGGCUCCCACUGCAGAAGUCAGGAUUCAAGACCUCCUUUUUGCCUGUGAA
This is a messenger RNA of Globicephala melas (long-finned pilot whale), 1524 nucleotides long. It is a transcript of the gene TRIM40, whose product is annotated as tripartite motif containing 40. Gene Ontology annotation, cellular component: nuclear body. The record is from RefSeq and is a predicted model, not a curated record. Gene Ontology annotation, molecular function: ubiquitin protein ligase activity; zinc ion binding. Gene Ontology annotation, biological process: protein ubiquitination. Lineage: Eukaryota; Metazoa; Chordata; Mammalia; Artiodactyla; Delphinidae.